Messenger RNA from Acyrthosiphon pisum (pea aphid), 8380 nucleotides. RefSeq names its product huntingtin (gene htt). Gene Ontology annotation, cellular component: cytoplasm. NCBI's taxonomy places the organism in Eukaryota, Metazoa, Arthropoda, Insecta, Hemiptera, Aphididae. The record is from RefSeq and is a predicted model, not a curated record. The transcript has 52 exons. The coding region runs from base 254 to 8347 and encodes 2697 amino acids.
AAAUAAAAAAUAGCUUAUUGUCAUUGUCAGCACAUAGAAAAUACCUGCUAAUUUGUUUAUAAAAAUUGAUUCAAAUUGUAUGAGCUUUUUAGUUACAAUAUUCUUGUCACCUACUGUACGAUUGUAUAAACCCAGAAUUCAAAUGUUCUCAUAUAUUUUUUUUGUCUUGGUUAGGAGAUGGCUAACUUAUUGACAAAACUUUGUUAUUGACAAAUACUUUCUUUGGUGAACCUUUGUUUUUACCUUUAUAGCGAUGUCGAUCAUUGAUAAACUUGCAAAAGCUCUAGACGGUCUCAAGUCAAAUGACUUGAUUGGACGGUCUGGAGAAAAAGAAAAAUAUUGUCGAGUUACUGCCGAUUUAAUUUGUGCACCAAUUGUUAUGAAUUUUUCAUCAUUCCCUGAUCUUUUACACAAGUCGAUGGAUAGUUUAUUUAAAAUGUGUGAUCAUUCUGAAGCUAAUAUAAGAAUGGUAGCUGAGGAAAAUCUAAACAAAGUUGUUCGUUGCAUGAUUGAUUAUCGUAAAGUUGAAAUAUUUGUUGAAUUAUUAAAAGAAAUAAAGAAAAAUGAUACUGUUCGUCGAUUAAGAGCUGCUUUAUCCAGAUUUGGAAAUAUUUGUCAUUUAAUCAGCCCAGCUAGUCGUAAAAAAUUUGUUUUGUUCUUAAUACCUUGUAUAAAAAAAAUUGCUAUGAGAACAGAAGAUCCUGUGGCAGAAAUAUUGGCUCAAACUUUUCCAAAAAUCAUGCAAAGCUUAGGACAUAUUAUGUCUGAUAGCAAUAUAAAAAUGUUGUUAGAAGCAUUCGUUAACAAUCUCGUUACAGAUUCUUCAAUCAUACGAAGAUCAAGUGUUACUUGUAUAGAAUCAUUAAGUCUUUCUAGCAGAAAGCCUAUGGUUUUCAUUAAACACAUGCUGCUCAUAAACACUGUUUUAAUUUAUGAUAUUAACAAGUCAAUGGGGACGGAACGUGCAUGGGCAGAGAGUUGCGUAAUCCUUGGCAUAUUGAAUAGUGUUAAAAAUACAAUUCUCUAUCCUGAUCAAAUUUGUGAUAACUCCUACGAAUUGAAAUUAGAAUCGAAAAUUCUUCAAAAAAUAUAUUUACAGAUAUUUAGAUUUUGUUGUUUUACAAUAUUGCAUCCAGACUCUAAUAUAAUAAUGUGUGCACUAGAUACAUUAACACAAAUUUUUUUAUCUUGUCCAAGAGAUACAUUGCAAUUGCUUACAAAAAAAAAAAUGUUAAAUCAAACAAAGCUUUAUGAAACUGAAGUUGCUAAAAUGCAGACAACUGUAAAUUCUAUUAAAAUACCUAGAACAUUAGCUCAAAGCUUACAAAAAUCAUUUCACUACAGUUCAUCUGAAAGUUUAGAAACAUCAUUUGUUCAACUUUCUCUACCGAGAUUUGAAGAAGAACCUAGGUCAAUUUCACAAUCCAUGGAAUCAACUAGACCUUCAUUAUCAUCAGCUAAUUCGAUGACAAAUUUGUACUCAGAAUUUGGGGAUGAUAGUUUGAGUGAGGUUGAUUCAAUCGUGGAUAAUGUAUUUUUUUCUGAAUAUGAAAACACUCCGGAAUUUGAUGUGCAAAGUAUAACUUCUGAACAUAGUUAUCAUUCAGCUUCUGGAUCAGUUUUACAACUAGAAUUGGAAUUUUUAAACCAUAUUUAUGAGGAUGUUCCUUUAAAUGUGCUGUGUGUCAAAAUGGUUACACUUUUCUUGGCACCAGAAUCUAGUAAAUCAAUCAGGACUGGUAUUAAAUCAUCAGCACUUGGAUGUCUAACAGAAAUGUUGAAAAUUGAUCCAAAUUUAGCUUUUAUUACCUACAACUCAUCAGAUUCUGCAGAAACAGUACUAAAUGUUUCUAUUAGCUAUACCAGUCAUGAAGAUCAUCUUUUGAGAGGCAUGGCAAUUAAAUUAGUUGGCACAUUUAUUGAAGUAAUUCUUAGAAAUAAUUUUGGUGCAUUUAAAGUACAAAACAGUGCAGUUGGGUCAUCAAAUAUAGUGAUUACAGAUCUAAUCAAUAUCAUUACCCAAGGAUUAAAAGAUGAUUCAUAUAUAUGUGUAUGUCAUUCACUCUCGGCUGUAUCAGUAUGUUUAAUGCCUCUUUUAAAUAGUAAUAUAUCAAAUAGUGUCAUUCCUAUACUUGAAACAAUAUUGUCAGGUUUGAGUUCUUAUUGGCUUGUUAAGGUUAAAUUAUUAGAAAUCAUAGAAAGUCUGUCUUUUAUGACAGUUUAUUUUGCAACUAAUAGUUCAAUGUACCAAGAUAGAAUUUUGAAUCGUAUAGUUUUUAAAUAUCUUUAUGAUAAUGAAUAUAGUGUGAGACGUGCAGCAUCUAAAUGUUUGUUGAGUAUUGUUCAUAAUUGUUAUUAUAAAAUUGAUUAUAUGCAACAAGACGUCAUUACCUCAUGGGUUUGUUCAAAUACAAGUCUGUAUUGUACUAAUAUGCUUCAGCUCCAAAAUUACAAAUUCCACAAUAUGUAUAUUGAAGCUUCUUUAUCCCGUAUAAUAAACCGUUUGACUAGCGAUCUUAUUAAAAAUCAAUCGGCUGUUGUGGUUGCUGGAUGCAUUGAAGCACUAACAACUUUAUCUAAUUCUUUCAAAUCACCAGAAUAUUCAAAUAUUUGGAAGUGUUCAUUUACUAAAGGACUUCAUUCAAAUUCAAGUAUAAGUUCAUGUUCAGGAUUAUUCACGUCUAUACUUUCCACAAUGACAUUAACAACUGCUGCUUUUGAUUUAGAAAUGCAUUGCUGGAUGUUAAAAUUAUCUUCAAAUUUAAUUACAGAGUUAAUUCAUUCAUCACAAAAUAUUAGUAUAAAAGAACAUAAGAUUGAUUUCAGCAAAUAUAAUAGAUGGUUUGAAGACGAUAAAUUAAAGAAAUAUUAUAAUGAAUUAUGGAAACACGUUCUAAAGUUAUUAAACGUUUUUCGAAACGUAGUACUGGACUAUAGAGAACCAACACAUACCCCAACUUCAGUACAAAAGCCAGGCGAAAAUGAUAAAGACAAAAAAAACUUAAGAGAUGCACCAAGUCAUAGUAAUUAUUACCAUAAAUUGCAAUCUGUAGUUAAAUCAUCAUACAACAAUUACAAAGUGUCUCUAGAAAAUACAAGCAAUGAAAAAUUUAUAAGAUUUCUUGAAUCAGUUUUAGAUACUUUAAAGAUAUUGUUAACAUUUAUAAGUACAACUGAAUGCCAACAACACGUAGAUCGCAUACUUCUUUGUUUAACUGCAAUAUUUAAUUUAACACCUAGUUAUAGCUCUAAAGUUUUGGCUGAAUUGUUUAAGUGUUUGACAUCAAAGUAUAAUGUAUCAUCAAAUCAACAAAUAUUUAAUAGAAAAGAUUCUAUGUUCAUUAAAAAUGACUUACAAACACUGUGCAUGUACACUCAAGCAUUACAAACACCUUAUGAAUGUUUAUCAAACUUUAUCGAUACUAAAAUUAAAGUCACUCAACAUGCAAAUAAACAUUGGGAAGAUGAAAGAGAUAGACGAACAACAAUGAGCGGAAAACUGUAUUGUGCUAGUUCAGAAAAUUUAGAUUUUUCUUCAAAUCUAAAAUGUUUUCGACCAUUGACUAUCAAAUGCUUGAAGGAAUAUGUAAUUACUGGAGAUGUAGAAUUGCAAUCUUCAAUUCUAGAUUUACUUACAGUGUUACUUCAAAGCAAAGUUAACUUAAAUGUGAUAGACCCAAAACAUGAGUUUUUGAAUUUUGUUUUUAGCCAAUUUGAUUAUCUUGAAAAUGGUUUAUUUAGGGAUCCAAAAAAAUUUAUCUCAACUAUAUUUCAAUUUUUUAUUAAUUUAUCUGAAGAUAAAAGUCAAUCAAACAUAAUUCCCGAAGCUAUACAUUUAUGUGAUGGAUUAAUGGCUAGUGGAUAUCCUCCAGAACUGUAUUGUAUCCCAGCAAUAUUACCAAUUGUUGAAUAUGUCUAUGUAUUAAAAUCAGCAUUUAUGGUAAAUUCUUCAGAUUUAAAAGAACUUGAAGCUCAAAGGGAGAUGUUAUUUGCAAUGUUAUUAAGAUUAUGUCAGUUUAACGAAGUGGUGAGCAUUCUAAGUCUUGUAAUAAUGGAAGGCAGUGAAGAAAAGUGGAAAAAACAAUCUAGACAAUUAUAUGAUACUCUUUAUACAUCAUUAGGUGGUUGCAAAAUUCAAGCAUCCUUGCCAUCAUUGAUUAAUCUGUUGUUAACAUUACAUCCAUCUUCUUAUAGUAUUCAACAACAACUCCAUGUUAUGUUCAAUACUUGUUAUGAUGGAGAAAAAUGUACCCUGGAACCUUGGUUAAAUACUGUACUAUCCAAUUUAAUCAUAAUUCUCAUUCAAAAAUCUGAAGAUUUAAUUCUACUUAGGAUUUCUGAAUCAGACAUAUCAAUAAGCUCAAAUUUAUUUGAACUUAGUACACAGUCCGACCCUUUAAAUGCAUCAAUAUUAAGUAAAAAUAAAUUUCCUGGUGAAGAUACUUUUUCCAAGUUUUUGUUUAGAGUUAUAUAUUUAUCUACCAACGAUAUCAUACUAUCCCUAAGUCAUCCUCAACCUAAUUGUGAAAGCAAAGUGUGCUUACUAUCAGAAUUUCUUCUAACUUGUCAAUAUAUAGUGCAAUCUGGUAAUUUUCCAAAAGUUGUAAAUUCGUUACGGAAUUUUCUUAACGAUUCAAUAUUUAUUAAACUUCAUAAGAAUAUUAUGACCUUGUCAAUGGUCUACCCUUUACUUGUAUUGCACUGGGUACAGUUAGUUGGUCUUUUAGAUCACAACGAUAUUGAAUUUUGGAAAUCAAUAUUGAAUACAAAUUCUACAGAAUCUCAAUUGGGUCGUUGUUUUUAUCUAAGUAUUGUUCAAAAGGGUUGUUUUUUGAUUCUAUGUGAAGUAUUAAAUAAAAAUAUUAAUUUAGACAAUGAGUUAUUGAAAUGGUUUUUGUCUGAAUGUGUCAUUCAACUGUUAGAAAUGGGAAAUGAGACUUCAACGCAAGAAUUUCUCAACUGCAUACAUAAAGAUCAAAAUUUAAGUUUGAUGCACAUAAUAGCUGUAACCGAAAAAUGUGUUAAUGACAAACUGGACCUAACUAAUGAACUGUUACGAAGUAUGAAUGAAGCACAUCCUGCACAUUGCGGUGAAGUAAUAAAAUUAAUUUUACCUGCUGUGUUAGAAGAUCCACACUUAGCAUUGUCACAAUUUGCUAGCUCUAUAGCAAUCAGAAAAAUGGAAUACCUUCUCGCUUUGCCUGUUAGUGAAAGUUCUAAUCAAUUAAGCAAAGAAGAAACCUUACAGAUCUUAGAGUAUUUUAAAAAUUCAAAUGUUUGUAUAAAGAAUCGUUACUGUAUAUUGAUAUCAUUGUUCAAUAAAUUUGGUACUCAAUGUUAUGAUUUUUCAAGUGUAGAAAUUGAUCAAAAUAAAACUGUCAAUACUCUGGACAUUAAAAACAUUUUAAUAGACAAAAAUUGGUAUUUUGAUCAAGUAAAUAUAAGAUGUUGUCGAAAUGACUGUCCCAGUUUUGAGUCAGCCAAAUUAUUGUCAAAUUUGCCAUUGCAAGAUGCCAUCUCUAUUAUGCGUUGUGAUGAUUUCAAUCUUGAUAUACUUCAAUAUUGUUUCACUGUAUCAACUCAAAUCACUAUAAAAUCAUGGAAAUUAUUAACUGAAGAUACAACUAACUUGGAAUUGUGUCCGUUGUUUGUAGCUGCUCGAUUUGUCUUAGUGGAGCACAUUCAACAAGCAUGUAGUUCCUUGCCUAGAUUUCAUCAAAUAUUUUUACCGGUGGUCAAAGAAUUAAAUGAAAAACAAAAUAUGUACAAGACGCGUAUGAGUCAACUAUUUGAAGAUAGUAAAUUUAUUAAAAUUAUAUGGUUUUUAACACCAGCAAUUUCAAAGUUUUUAGAAUGUGUUAAAUUUUUGUCAAAACACAAUUCAAAAGAACAUAUUAUUUUAAUGGACUCUAACAAAACGCUUUUGAAAUAUACAGUUUUACUUUUUGAAGUACUAAAAUGGAAGUUGGUCAAACGAACAGCUGCUACUAGCAGAAUACAAUUGCUUCUCAAGUGUGCAUACAACAUUUUUAACGGCUGUGGGUUGGCUAAUGAGUUGUGCUCCACAGAACUGGGAUCGAUAGCUUCAUCAUUAGUGUCAGUGGUAGAAUUCAUUACAGAGGAUGUACUUUUGAUCAUGUCUGAUGACUACUAUACAGAGACUACAGAUUUAGUACCCAUAUGCCGGCAAAUUUCAUCUUUGCUUUCUUGGGUGGAAAAUUCUCGACCAUUACUGUCAAAUUUUCAUCUAGACCAACUGACAUGCUUAAUCGUACAAAUAAUAAGUCGUCAUCCAAUGGUAAAUGGAUUUGUGCGUGUACCUCCCAUUACAUGGAAAAUGUUGCAAACACCAGCCAAUAUUGUUGAUUUUAACAUACCAGCAAUGCCUAUUGAUGUAUUGCAAGAAAUUGAUGUACUCAAACAAUUUGUGUCUAGACUCAGUGUAGUUGGCUGGAACAGUAAACAACAAUUUGAAGAGACCUGGAUGACAUUGUUGAGCGUUUUAGUUCCAUCCAGUGAAACUGAUAUACCGAAAGAAGAACAUAUCUCUCGCAUACAAGCUAGUAGUGCAGCUGUAAAUGGAAUUACACAAUUGUUUAGUCAGACGUUAUUUGAAUGUUAUCCCGGUGAUACCACCAACAAUAAAUUCUUACACGUGUCAAGAGACAUUCCACUCAACUUGUCUUGUCAUAAGUGGUUUGUGAAAUUAGAAGAAGUCAAUGAUCUUAUAUACUCAACAUUUUGCACAUUUAAAAGAACAGCUGGUAAAGAGGCAUUAUUGGAUCGUUAUGAGUGUAGAGCUAAUAUUGAGAGAAUUCAUGACCAGCAUCGAUAUAGUUAUCAUCAGUUGUCAGUAAAAUUUUUACAAACGGCAAUAACAGAUCAGUGGAAAAGUUCCAAUAAUAUUGCACCAAGAAAUUCAAUGUUAGAAAUGAAGUUGUACGAAAGGACCAAUGUAUUAAAUGGAAGUGGCUUGGAUCUGAACUCUUGUAUAUUGCUGUUAAAGGAAGUGUUUAACCAGUGGAUGGAACCAAAAACACGAGGUUCUCUAUCACAAAUUAACGAAAUGAUAAAAUGUCUCCUCGUAAUGUCAGAUUUGUUCACUGAAAGAGAACAUUAUAUAUGGAUGCUUAAUGUAUGUUUGGAUUUAUCGCAAUCACAUCACCAUGAAGAUCUAUUGUUACAUCAAUACGUCAUAAUCGCUGCAGCCAAAGCAAUGGCUAUUUCUAUUACCGAGGAUAUCAGUAUUCGAGAGAAAGUGUUGAAAUUAAUUGAUAAUGGUCUCAAAAGUAAUUGCCGUUUGACCCAAUUGGCCGCUCUACACGGCUUACUUUAUUUGUUAGAAGGAUGUUUUAUCAUGAAUAAUGUGUUGCCAAAUAGUUCAGAAAUUGUGCAGAUGGCUGUGGAUUUUGUACAAAAACAUCUAUGCACUGAAUAUUCAAUGUUAUAUGAAUGCGAAUGGCAGCUAUGUGUGAUAUCGAUAGCAUUCUACAUAGUAGAACAUGGGUCAGAUAAUAUUGAAGACGCAUUGCUCAUGUCACUGGAAGGCCUCACUAAAUUAGUAUCAUCGUCUAGACAUUUUAAACUAUACCAAGCUCUUAUACAGGGUUUUCAAAGGAUCAUAUUUGUAAAACAUUCAAAUGAAAACAUUGUGGAGCAAAUUACAACAUUAGCUUUGGACAGGUUAUCCAAUGCUCCUCCAGGAUUUUCCUUGCCAGCAUUGCAGUUACUUUUAUCAUGCAUUUAUGCAGAACAUUAUAAUGAAAAUGUCGAAGGUGAUAUUGAUCCCGAUAUGAUUGUUGUUGAAAUGGAAAAGAUAAGCGUCAUGUUUGAAAGAAUAAAGAAAGGAUGUUUACUGGAAGUAGAAGUGACAACAGUUAUAAUGGCUAAAGUGUUAACAGAUAUAUUUCCGGCAUCGUACGUACUCAUGAGAGUUGUCAGCGAAUUUCUUUCUCCAAAUCAACCUCAUCCGACAUCUAUGUGCACAGUUGUUAAUCAAAUAUUUGAGCAAUUGAUUAAGGAAUCACAAUUGGAUCUCUUACAAGAUUGGGUUAUUACAACACUCAGCAAUUUUACCCAAGGUCUUCAAAUACCAAUGGCAAUUUAUUGUCUAAUCAGUUUUUUUAUAAGUUCAUCAAAAAAUAAAUGGCUAAGAGCGAUAUUUCCUCACGUUAGGUUAAGGCUUGGUCGUUAUGAAUAUGAAGAUAGAAAAUUGUUAUGCAUUGCUGCAAUGGACUUUUAUCAUAGCCUUUCUAAUGAAAACCAAAAGCAAUUAUACAAAGAAUCAUUCCAAUCUUCAGUCAAGUCGAAAAAUCCUUUUCAAGAUAUUAUAUUAUGUUUGGAGUAAAGUUAUGGACUCCAAAAUAUGUUAAAUGUAAGA